Messenger RNA from Salvia splendens (bonfire salvia), 1284 nucleotides. RefSeq names its product ethylene-responsive transcription factor WRI1. Bases 116 to 1249 code for a protein of 377 amino acids. The record is from RefSeq and is a predicted model, not a curated record. Gene Ontology annotation, biological process: regulation of DNA-templated transcription. Gene Ontology annotation, molecular function: DNA binding; DNA-binding transcription factor activity. The transcript has 7 exons. Lineage: Eukaryota; Viridiplantae; Streptophyta; Magnoliopsida; Lamiales; Lamiaceae.
ACAACAUAAUAACUCCAAAAAUAGCAUUGUUGCAAUGCUGUCUCUAUAUAUAUACAUAGAUGAAUCCAGAUUCCAGUUUAUGUAAGAAAAAAAGAGCAGAAGCUGCAGGCAAAAGAUGGCGAUGGCGAUGAGGAUGAUAAAGAGCGAGGCAAGGCUCCAUGCAGCCAUGCACGACGACACCACACGCGUCAAGCGCAGGCGAAGAGAUCCCUCUGUCUCUGAAGAUAAGGCAUCAGUGGCUGAGCCCAAGCAGGCGGCGGCAGCCACCACCGUGAAGAGAAGCUCCAAAUACCGCGGCGUAAGCAGGCAUAGAUGGACUGGCAGAUAUGAAGCACACUUGUGGGAUAAACUGUCAUGGAAUACUUCUCAGAAGAAAAAAGGCAAACAAGUUUAUCUUGGGGCUUAUGAUGAUGAGGAAGCUGCAGCAAGAGCUUAUGAUUUAGCUGCACUUAAAUAUUGGGGAACAUCAACUUUCACUAAUUUCCCAAUUUCUGAUUAUGAGGUAGAAAUUGGAGUGAUGCAAAGUACAACAAAAGAGGAGUAUCUAGCCUCAUUGAGAAGGAAAAGUAGUGGCUUUUCAAGAGGUGUUUCUAAGUACAGAGGAGUUGCAAGACAUCAUCAUAAUGGAAGAUGGGAAGCAAGGAUAGGAAGGGUGUUUGGGAACAAGUACCUCUAUCUUGGCACUUACAGUACUCAGGAAGAGGCAGCACGCGCCUAUGAUAUUGCCGCAAUAGAGUACAGAGGAAUCAACGCUGUCACCAACUUUGACUUGAGCAACUACAUCAGGUGGCUGAAGCCGGGAGCAAAUGCCCCAGUGGCUGCUGCUCAAGACACGAAGAUGGGGAUAGAUCUGCCGCCUUUGGCACCAGCUUACUUAGCAAGGGAGGAAUCUCAACCUCUGUCUCCCUGUUUGAAAAGAAAAGCUUAUAGUGCAGCGGACCUUCAGGAAUCGUUUUCUUGCAAGAACCCCAUGAGUCCUUGCAGCAAGCCUUCUCCAACGGCCUUGAGCCUGCUCUUUCGGUCGUCCCUGUUCAGAGAGCUCCUUGAGAAGAACUCGUAUGUCUCGGAAGAAGAGAUUCAAGAUGGGAAUACUCAAAUUGAGAAGAUGGUUGGGAGUGGUGAUGGAUAUGGAGGGAUGUUCUCUAAUGAGAGCGAAGAUAUCCCGUUUGUGCUGUCUGCAAACAGGCAUACCAUUGAGCUGCAAGGGCAGCUUGAUCUCGAAUAUAGCUGCCCCGACAGUAUCUUCUGAUCAGGACACUGCUUCAGCUCAACCCGAGGCUUCUG